UCGGGGAAAGUUUCACGCCCCAUUUUACUCUAUCGGAUUCAAUUAUUAUUAUUGACAAAUCGACAAAACUUCUAUUGUGCUUCAAAACGUAUAUCACAUUUCACAAAUAUUUGCCAUGAGUGUUAAUUCUAUCUUAGAUUACCUUGGAAGUACCGGUCACAGUACGCGGGAUGUGGUGUCAAUCGUGUUGGCGGAGUUCUGCGGCACCGCAUUGCUAAUGUUCUUGGGCUGCAUGUGCACUGUAACCGGCUUCGGAAAUGAACCCAACAACGUGUCCAGUGGUCUCGGGUUCGGCCUCACAGUGAUGAUGGUCAUCAUCAUAUUCGGACACGUGUCCGGUGCGCACAUCAACCCUAGCGUGUCGAUCGCCGCGCUCGUGUAUGGGCUGUUGAAUGUCCCGAUGUUGAUCCUGUACCUGAUCGCGCAAUUCCUGGGAGGUCUUUGCGGUUACGGCAUUCUGAUGGCCGUCACCCCAAUGCAGUACUUCGUCAACGCAUUAGACACCGGGAAUGGAGCAUGCACCACCGCCCCACAUGACGACAUGGCUUUACUGCAAACAUUUGGGUUGGAGUUUUUCAUCACUGGUAUCUUGGUGUGGACGUGCUGCGGUUUGUGGGAUCCUCGCAAUCGAAAAAUGGAAGAAGCCAAUCCGCUUAAGUUCGCGCUGAUCAUUACCGGCAUAUCGAUUGCUGGGGGACCUUACACGGGGGCAAGUAUGAACCCGGCCAGAACCCUGCCUCCGGCAGUGUGGAAUGGAAGCUACAAAGCUCUAUGGGUGUACUUCGUUGCUCCACCUUUGGCAGGAUUGGUAAUGCCCCUCAUUUAUAAGUAUGUCUUCCGGCGCGAAGUUCCACAAGACGAACAAACGAUUGAACUGACAAAGGCUGCGAAUGAGCCGAACGACAUCGGUGAGAAGAAUAGAUUCUAACGACUAAAAUGUUUUCAAGGGUUCAAAAGGAAUUAGUGUUAUUUAUUAAUAGAGUCCUUUUUGGCAACUGAACAAGCUUCCAUCGAAGAAAACUUUAUUUUUGUGUUCUUAUCUGCUUUUGAAAUUCAAAACCAAACACAAAAUAAGUGUUUAAUCAUAAGCUAUAUAAUUAAACUAUAAUACAAGCUAUUCAAACAUGCCACCGAAUAUGGUUUCGUCAACUUUACUAGAUAAAUCUUAAAAAUUGUGAAAAUUUGUAAGCAGGUAAAUAAUGAAAAGAACUUUUUUUCUGAUAAAUCAAGUACAUUUGUCAAAGAACAAUUAAAUCUUACAGGGUGUAUCAUAAGUAAUUAUUUUAGUUUGUUGGAUGUUUGCUAAUAUUAGGUUAGUUUGUUAAGUGCCGUGAUAUACUAGGAUAAGCUAUUCUUGAUGAUAUUCUUGGGAAGAGAUUACAAUUUAUAGCUUUUGAAGCUUUCAACUGCUGAUAAAUAUAUUGCAUGAUUUAUAAUGCAGGGUUCUUAAUAACUGUACAAAUGAAAAUAUGUAUAUUAUAAAGCAAAUUAUACAAAUUACGUGAAAUUAAAA
Molecule: messenger RNA, 1513 nt
Organism: Armigeres subalbatus
Lineage: Eukaryota; Metazoa; Arthropoda; Insecta; Diptera; Culicidae
Product: aquaporin AQPAn.G-like
Exons: 4
Coding region: 116-928 (270 amino acids)
Biological process (GO): transmembrane transport
Cellular component (GO): plasma membrane
Molecular function (GO): channel activity
Source: RefSeq, a predicted model, not a curated record